Molecule: messenger RNA, 4355 nt
Organism: Arvicola amphibius (Eurasian water vole)
Lineage: Eukaryota; Metazoa; Chordata; Mammalia; Rodentia; Cricetidae
Gene: Tgfb1
Product: transforming growth factor beta 1
Exons: 6
Coding region: 3056-4318 (420 amino acids)
Biological process (GO): SMAD protein signal transduction; transforming growth factor beta receptor signaling pathway; regulation of cell population proliferation
Cellular component (GO): extracellular region
Molecular function (GO): type III transforming growth factor beta receptor binding; type II transforming growth factor beta receptor binding; growth factor activity
Source: RefSeq, a predicted model, not a curated record
GCCCGCAGGGGGCGCCGGAGUGCAGGGGUCACUGGGAGGAAAUUACCGGCAGAGGAAACUGGCUGGAGGAAGGGGACUCCUGGGGGCUCCGGGAACGAAUGUAUGGGUAUCCCAAAGAGGAUUGCGCUUAGUCUCUACCCCAGGUGUCUGGUCUCGGAGAGGAAGGGACAGUGAGCAAAAGUGGACCUCUUCUAGAGGGGAGCAAGAUCGUGGGGACAAUCUUUUUUAGACUUUGUUGUUUUAAGUUUCUUCUUACAGUGCUUAAAAACGCAGGGCUCAUUGGGUUCCCUUUUCAGAAAGGUAGAGCCCGGCUCAGGAGAAUGGAAGGUGCCCAACAUUUGGGAAAAGAGAGGCAGCGUGAAAAGCUGACGCUAGAUCGGGUCAUGAGAUCGAGAGAAGAGAUUCAAGGACAAAAACUAAGGGAUGAGGACCCUAGAACUGCCAGAUAAACUCUCUAGUAGUAGAGACUCAUCUCCAGAAGGGGCCAGGCGCACGCUGGAUAGGGGGAAUUCGUGGAGUCAUCGUGGGGUUCCAAGUGAUAACUAAAAAAGGGAAGCGAAGUUGUUGAAAGGAGUCUAAAGUGAGAGGAGCGGAGAGGGUGCGGAAAAUGAGCCCGGAGGUGUCACGGGUGUUUUGCUUAGGGACGUAAAAGAGCGCGCGAGCGGGCAGGCGGAGUCCAGUAGAGGAAGCGAGCGAGUCCCCAAGAAAUCUAGAAUACCGGGUCAUUGGAAAAGUUAUAAAAGAGGGGAGACUGGCGUGGGAAGAUGGCCCCGCGAGGUGGGCGGGCGGGUGGAGUAGGGAUACCAUGCCAUCCAGGCGUGAGUGGUGAGCGCCCCUCGCCUGGGCGUGGAAGGGAGUGGCUGAGCCCCAGGAGUCGAGCCCUAGGGGAGCGGCUAAAAGUUGGGGGAGAGCCUGUCUGCAAAACCCAAAAGAGAAAACCGAGUCAGUAAGGGUGAGAAAGCUCCACGUGGGUGCCACGCGCGUGGGGAGGAGCCUGCCCUUCCUGAGAGGGUAAGAGGACCCCAUAGAGCUGAAUCCUGGCCGGCUGUACCCCUAGAGUCCCAGUUCCUCCUGGGGAGGCUGGGGAAAACCCAGCGUCCGGCCGCCUAGCCCUCCUCCCUUCCCUUUCCUUCCCGUGCCCGGGAGGGGGAGGCGCGCGGGGGGGGGGGGGGAUCGCGCGCGGAGCCUGGGGCGAGAUGAGGCAGGUCCGGAUCCCGCCCUCAGCCCUUCGUAGGCUGUUCUUCUCCCGCCCUCCUCACCCCAGCAGUGGGCGGGGACACUCACGGCCCCGCCCUGUCGGCACCCACGCCCGGGACCCAGGCACCUUGCAUGACCCUGCAGCUUUAGGGGAUAGUAGUCCCUCCGGGUUGCACAUUGCUGUACCCAGUUGUGGCUCCAGCCUAAUGACACCCCUCCCUGACCACUACUUAAAGUAACCGUUUCUGUGGAGAAGUCCUUCACUCUCCCCUGAGACUGUCCGUAUUUCCUCACAUACGCAUAUAGCUCUUCGGGAGUUUGCCUCCCCAUUUCCGUGUCUUCUCUCCCACGUACCUACUCAUCUCUAUGUCACUCCACCUCCCUCUGUGACACCCAUAGUCCUUCCUGCCCCCCCCCCACCUCUCCCCUAUCUGUUACCCCCAGCUAAGAUGCUACCCUUCCUUUGAGGUUUGCUGAGUAACAGCUGAACCAAGAAUAGGGCCACAAGGAAGAGGUGUCUUCUGCCCUUAAUAGCUGUCUGGGACAUCAUCCCGUCCUCGCAGCAGGAAGCCAAAUGCAGUUGUCCUAGCUGAUGCAGGAAUUCAGGAUCUUACCCCCUCGUGUCCCCAACCCAAACAUCCUCUAGCCUAGGAAGCCCUCUGGUGAAUGGGGCUCCCAUCAUUCGGUCAUUCUUACCUAGAAACGCCCUUCACUGUGAACUGUGCCAGAACUGGGCUAAAGGAGGAAGCAACUUUUGACACAGAUGAUACAUGGAUAAUAGUAACAUCACACUGGCCAGAAAGUAACAGGAGUUUAGGGAUUCAGAUCACGGUCUGCCAGGCAUAGUGGUCCAUGACUGUAAUCCCAGCACAAGGGAGGUAGAUUACUUCAAGACUAUCCUUGGAGCCUGGCGGUGGUGGCGCUCGCUUUUAAUCGAGAGUCAGAGGCAGGCAGAUUUAUGUGAGUUUGUGGCCAGCCUGGUCUACAAGAGUUCCAGGAUAGGCACCAAAGCUACAGAGAAACCCUGUCUUGGAAAAAAGAAAAAGAAAAAAGUCCUUGGAUACAUAAUGAGUUUGAGGAUAGCCUAAGCUAUGAGAUCCUGUCUCCAGAAACAAACAAAAAAUCAGUCCCUGGAGCCCGGUGGCUUGCGUCUUGCCUUGUUGUAAAGUAUCAGUGUUGCCUUGUUGUAAAGUAUCAAUGUCUUUUUCUCGUUAAAGUGCUUUAAGUGAUAUCCUUGCCAUUUGCUGUAUUUCCCUCACCCCUUUAGAAAAAAACAACAACAAAACAAAAACAGAAAAUAUGGUCUCAGUACAUACUUCCUCAAAAUACUCCUGCCUCGGCUUCCUCCGUGCUGGUUGCAGACUUGCACAGGCUAACAUACAUGUUAUUGAUGUGUGUGUCAUAUCUUUAGCUUUUGUCUCCCGUCUCAUCUGCUCCUGUAAUCCUGGAACUGGAUGGUGUUUUAGUUAAAGAGGAAUUUGAUCACCACAGGUUACACAGUGCUUCAGUUAGGACAGUCUGGGUUUGGGCGUCAGGACUUCAUGGUACCACUGUUUCUCCAAAGACUAACGGGAGACUGGCCCAGCCCUAAGGCACGUCCCUAGGGCCCACCACAAAGGGGCUGGUCCUGUGGUUCAGCGGUGUGGUUCAGCGGCUGAGCUGCUAGCCUAGAACCUGCCUGGGGAGGAGCUGUGGGUGUGGCUCAGUGCAUGAGCACCUGAGGCCAGCAGCUGAGAAGUGGCCGGGAGACUCUCUGAUCCCCCAAACUGUACCUGUGUCCUUUACACCACAACUUGGUUUUGUUGGGUUUGAGACAUUAGGUCUCCUGUAGCCUGGGUGGGCCAACCUUGGCAGCUAUAUGCUUGAAGGGAGCUUGACAGGUGAUGCUUCAUGGAAUGGGCAGGACUUAGUAGAGAGGAAGCAAACCCAGACAAGGAGAACCCCCCCCCCCAGUCAGCCAGCUAAAAUGAUCAGUGGGGGCUGGAGGGAUGGCUCAGCGGAGAAGAGCAUUGGUUGCUCUUCCAGAGGGUUGCCAGAGCCCGCAUGGCAGCUCACAGUCAGUGAGCUUCAGUUCUGGGGGAUUUUACAUCCUCUUCCGGCCUCCACAGGCACCAAGCAUGCACAUUGUACACAGACAGACACACACACAGCCAAAACACCCAGGUACAAAGCAUACAAUGAAAAGUUGAAAACUAAAGUUAUCAGGUGGACCUGGGGCUCUCAGGGUCAGGGUUCAUGGCUCAGAAGCCCUGUUCCUCCCAUCCUUGUCAUACACCUGAUGUCUUCUCCUUCUUCUCAUCUAGCAAUCUAUGAAAAAACCAAAGACAUCCCACACAGUGUAUAUAUGUUCUUCAAUACGUCAGACAUUCGUGAAGCAGUGCCUGAACCCCCACUGCUCUCCCGGGCAGAGCUGCGUCUGCAGAGAUUAAAGUCAAAAGUGGAACAACACGUGGAACUCUACCAGAAAUACAGCAACAAUUCCUGGCGUUACCUUAGUAACCGACUGCUGUCCCCCACCGAUACACCUGAGUGGUUGUCUUUUGAUGUUACCACAGUCGUCCGACAGUGGCUGAACCAAGGAGACGUAAUACAGGGCUUUCGCUUCAGCGCCCACUGCUCUUGUGACAGCAAAGAUAACGUACUCCACGUGGAAAUCAACGGGAUGAGUCCCAAACGUCGUGGUGACCUGGCCUCUAUUCACGACAUGAACCGACCCUUCCUGCUCCUCAUGGCCACCCCACUGGAGAGGGCCCAACACCUGCACAGCUCAAGGCACCGCAGAGCCCUGGAUACCAACUAUUGCUUCAGCUCCACCGAGAAGAACUGCUGUGUGCGACAGCUGUACAUUGACUUUCGGAAGGACUUGGGCUGGAAGUGGAUCCAUGAGCCCAAGGGCUACCAUGCCAACUUCUGUCUGGGGCCCUGUCCCUACAUUUGGAGCCUGGACACACAGUACAGCAAGGUUCUUGCCCUCUACAACCAGCACAAUCCGGGUGCUUCUGCGUCACCGUGCUGUGUGCCACAGGCGCUGGAGCCGCUGCCCAUCGUGUACUACGUGGGUCGCAAGCCCAAGGUGGAGCAGCUGUCCAACAUGAUUGUGCGCUCCUGCAAGUGCAGCUGAGGUCCCGCCCCGCCCCGCCCCUCCCGGCAGGCCCGGC